AAUCAACAUUGGAUUGUUUUGACUUUUGCCCCUGCAAUCUUGGAUCAGUAAAAUUUUUAAGGGUCCCCAUUGCACAGAUGGAGGUUUCAGCAUUCGGAUCACACUUUGAAAUCUGUUGCUCACACACACUUCGUGAAAUGAAACCUAAAUUGAAAAAGAAGCCACACAUCAUUGAGAAACGCGGAAAGAGAUUCUCUUCUACUUCACUUUUACAUCUACACAAUAGGACUCAUACUAGAGUGAAAUCACAUGUAUGCAGACAGUGUGGAAAGAAAUUUUCUAGUUUGUUUAACCUUAACGCACACAUGGUAGUGCACACUGGUGAAAAGCCAUACGAAUGCAGUGAGUGUGGAAAGAAGUUUGCUCGAUCUGGUGAUCUAAAAUGUCAUAUGAGAAUACACACUGGUGAAAAGCUAUAUGAAUGCAGUGACUGUGGAAAGAAGUUUUCUCAAUCUGGUGGUCUAAAACGUCAUAUGAGAAUACACACAGGAGAAAGGCCAUAUGAGUGCAGUGAGUGUGGAAAGAAGUUUGCUCGAUCUGGUGAUCUAAAAUGUCAUAUGAGAAUACACACUGGUGAAAAGCUAUAUGAAUGCAGUGACUGUGGAAAGAAGUUUUCUCAAUCUGGUGGUCUAAAAUGUCAUAUGAGAAUACACACAGGAGGAAGGCCAUAUGAGUGCAGUGAGUGUGGAAAGAAGUUUACUCAUUCUAGUGGUCUAAAAUAUCAUAUGAGAAUACACACAGGAGGAAGGACAUAUGAUUGCAGUGAGUGUGGAAAGAAGUUUACUCAAUCUCGUAGUCUAAAAUGUCAUAUGAGAAUACACACAGGAGAAAGGCCAUAUGAAUGCAGUGAGUGUGGAAAGAAGUUUACUCUAUCUGGUGAUCUAAAAUGUCAUAUGAGAAUACACACAGGAGAAAGGCCAUAUGAAUGCAGUGAGUGUGGAAAGAAGUUUACUCAAUCUGGUGGUCUAAAAUGUCAUAUGAGAAUACACACAGGAGAAAGGCCAUAUGAAUGCAGUGAGUGUGGAAAGAAGUUUACUCAAUCUGGUGAUCUAAAAUGUCAUAUGAGAAUACACACAGGAGAAAGGCCAUAUGAAUGCAGUGAGUGUGGAAAGAAGUUUACUCAAUCUGGUGGUCUAAAAUGUCAUAUGAGAAUACACACAGGAGAAAGGCCAUAUGAAUGUAGUGAAUGUGGAAAGAAGUUUGCUCAAUUUGGCAGUUUAGGUAUUCAUUUAGGAUCACAUCGAAGAGACAAGAAAUAUUAUUGUGAAUGUUGUGGAGGAGGGUUUGACUCUUCUGCAGGAGUUAGAAGACAUCAGAAAGUUCACACUCGAGAAGACACAAUUGCAAAGAAGUCCAUAGAUUUGAUAUCAUCUGCAAGCACGUCUCAAUCCAACUGCAGUAGUACUCAUUUAUCUGCUCAGACUUCUGCAAUGUUUAGUGACAGAAGCUUAUUCGCAUUUCUAUACAUUCCUGCCAACCGAGUUCGCAGUUCAUCUGCUAUUUUCUCUAUGUUCCACCAUCCCAACAUAGCUGUGACAUAUGGUGUGACCGUGUCUACUGGUAGUGAUAUGUUGGUAAUUGAGAAAGUUUUAACGCCUUUAUCUUAUUUGCUUGUUGAUUCGAAAGCGAAUGAUGAAGUGAAUGUACGAGAGAGAGUCAAUAUUUCUUAUGGCAUUGUUAGUGCAGUAGAUUAUCUCCAUUAUCAACUGGGACUCAAUCAUGGUUACAUCAACAUCCACAAUGUAUUUCUCACAGUUCGACUGUGUGCCAAACUGUUAGAUCCGGUGGCAUCUUGUCUCAUGCAUGAUAGGAUAUGUCAACCUGUUGAGUCGUAUGAUGAUGAUCUACAUCAACUAAUCUGUCUCCUCAUCAAGUUGUAUGACUCAUAUUCACAAUUUUCAUCUGUUUGUCGUCGUUUAUCCAACAUGAUCAGUUGUGAUGAGAAUAAGUCAAGGGAAAUGUUUGUGUCUACGACAGAGCUACUUGAGUUAAUUGAUGAAUUGAGACAUACUAGAGAAUACACUUGUGGCUCACGCAGACUUGAAAUAUCAUGGAAAACUAGGGUUCGUUGAAUUGAGUUCGUUUCUGUUUUAUCUGAUAAGAUCGACUGUUGACUGGUUGUGUUUGAAGUUGAAGCUUAGUAAUGCAUUGGUGGAAGACAUUGUUUGCGUAUGAAUUACCAAACGUUGGUAGAGGAUAC
Corticium candelabrum is the source of this 2200-nucleotide messenger RNA. Its product is annotated as gastrula zinc finger protein XlCGF57.1-like. The record is from RefSeq and is a predicted model, not a curated record. Bases 78 to 2072 code for a protein of 664 amino acids. NCBI's taxonomy places the organism in Eukaryota, Metazoa, Porifera, Homoscleromorpha, Homosclerophorida, Plakinidae. Gene Ontology annotation, cellular component: nucleus. The transcript is spliced from 3 exons. Gene Ontology annotation, molecular function: DNA-binding transcription factor activity, RNA polymerase II-specific. Gene Ontology annotation, biological process: regulation of transcription by RNA polymerase II.